Molecule: messenger RNA, 1764 nt
Organism: Coccomyxa subellipsoidea C-169
Lineage: Eukaryota; Viridiplantae; Chlorophyta; Trebouxiophyceae; Coccomyxaceae
Exons: 6
Coding region: 1-1764 (587 amino acids)
Source: RefSeq, a predicted model, not a curated record
AUGGCGCCGCAAUUGGACACGUGUCAGCAAAAAUUUGCAGCUGGAGGCAACACCUGGCAUGCCAAGCGGAGCCACAUCAGCACUACAGAAGCAGCUCAAAAUAAGACAGGCAGCACUGACACAGAGAAGAAGGCCAUCAAGAAGGCACUGCAAUUUGCCGAGGCAGCCACAGCGUGGCAAAGGCAGAGAGUGCAGCAAGAGGCACUCAAGGCUUUAGCCGCACCUCACAUCACAGACAUCCCAUCAGGAGACCUUCUGCCGUCCAUCACAGAGGCGCGGCUGCCCUCCUUGUCAGGGCAGGAGCAGCAGCAGGAGGAGCAGAAGGGCGCUGAUGCAGACGCAACUGCCAGAAAGACCGCAGCUAUGAGGGAUGAGCUGAGCGCUCAGCAUGCAGCGGCAGAGCGAGAGUGGGCACAGGAGAAACAGGACCUGCAGAAGCUGCUGAAUGAGCAAACAGAGAAGACCCGGUUGGGGACCUUGACCAUGCACUGGAACGCCUACAGAAGGGAGUACAAGCGGCAGGACUGGGCUGCCAAACAUGGCGUGAAAGCUGGCAAGAAACUGCUGCGAAAAGAUAUCUUCAAGCGGCUGGGUCUGGUGGCUGCAAAGUCAAAGAAGAGCCAGAAGCUCAAGCGGCCCAUUGGCAGACCCAGGGGCAGCGCAAAAGCUAGCUCAAUCAGUGCUGCAAAUUCCUGUGAGGAUGUUGACAGGACCAGCAAUGGCGCUGAUGGAGGCGGGGGUUUUCCUGUGGAUGGUUGGAAGGCAGUGGGUACACCUCGGCCUGGGCAACCUGAGAAGCUCAACUACCUGUACAAACCCCCUCAGGAUUGGCACGUGGCCAAGGUGGACCGUCCCCUGAGAAUGGUGGAGAUCGAGCGCCUGCUAGGUCUCAAGUGCACCUUCAAGCCCGCGUGGAGACACCCUGCCAAGAAGCGCAUCAACUUCAAUGAGGCCAGCACAGCAGCACAGAGCUAUGCCACUGCCAGUGAUGCAGAUGCAGAUGCUGAUGGCCAUGCUUCUGAGCAGCCAUCCAAGAGGCCCAGGCAGCCUGACAGCAGCGAAAAACCCCCAGAGGAGCCCGCCAUGGAGCCUGCACUAGCAUGUGAAGCAGAGCCGCCGGUCAUGGACAGUGCAGCUGCAUGCGCAUCACCCAGCACUGAGUUGGAAGAGGGAGUUGAAGCAGCGGGCACUCCAGAGAUGCCAACAGAAUCCUUGCCAGGGGCGCUGCAGCCACAGCAGGAGGAGCAGCCACAGCAAGAGGAUGCAGAUGACGUGUGUACCAUGUUUGUCACUGUGAGCAAAGAGCUCAGCCAGCAGCGUGCAGCGGCUGAGAGGGACUGGACACGCAGGCUGAAGGGCCUGCAGGAGCAGCUCAAGGAGCAGGCAGAGAGUGCAGACGGGCUGCAGUCGGCACUGCAGGAUGCGCGCGCGGCAGAGGGACAGUGGGAUUUGGAGAAACAGGACCUGCAGUCUCAGCUGCAGGGGGCUCAGGCAGAGUGCAGCAGGCUGACUGUGCUGGCAGAAAGAGCUGGCGAGGUGCAUGAAGCGGCAGAGGGGCAGUGGAAUCGGGACAGGGAAGUUCUUCAGAAGCAGCUGAGGGAGGCAACAGAGAGGGGUGAUGCACUGCAGUCAGCGCUGCAGGAGGCUCAGGCAGCUGCAGGCAAUGGGGAGAUGUGUGACCUGCACAUCAUGCUGAGGGCCAUCAAGAUCAUCAACGAGUCCCCAUCCCUCAAGGGGGAUUUCCUGUCCGCUCUGAACCUGUAA